This is a messenger RNA of Oryctolagus cuniculus (rabbit), 3869 nucleotides long. It is a transcript of the gene JRKL, whose product is annotated as JRK like. Gene Ontology annotation, cellular component: nucleus. Gene Ontology annotation, molecular function: DNA binding. Lineage: Eukaryota; Metazoa; Chordata; Mammalia; Lagomorpha; Leporidae. The record is from RefSeq and is a predicted model, not a curated record.
GAGCUGCUGCCGCGCGGUAGUCAGGGAGCAGUUGCGGGGUCCUGGUUGCAACUGAGGUGGGAGCGGGGCCCGGCGGGCUGUGCGGGACCGGGAGGGCUGUGCUGGCUCAGCCGGACCCGGGAAAGCGGGCCUGCGCGGCGGGAGGGCCUGUCUGCAAGGGCAGGAAUCAAACGUAAUCGCUCCCCGGGGAAGGGGGCCCGUCCUCGACUCCGGCUCUUCCGCUCUUUGCUUAACUUUGGGGUGUGGCGAGGGUUACCGACGGGACUUUCCUCCGGGUCUGGAUGUGAAGGAGAUUCGUAGCCACGAUGGGGUUCUUCUAGUCUUCCUCGUGGCUUUCGGGGUAACCCGACACAUGUCUGUAAUCCGGAUUAUCCGCGGUGACCCAGGGCCUCCUUUGCUGUCCGUCUAAGUUAAAGGCCUAUCCAAACUUCCUCUUCCUUUGCUGCCCCCUGCCAGCCAGAAGAGACCCCCACGGGGGAGGGGGUCGGGGCCGUCACGUUGCCGGUGAGGUGUAAAAGACUGUGUAAGACUUGUUAAAGUGAGUCUGUCGAAGAAAAGGAAGGAUUUUGUGGAUUGUUACAGGGUGAGUGUGGGUGAAUCAGCCUCAGAAUGUCAGGGAAACGCAAGCGUGUGGUACUGACCAUUAAGGAUAAACUUGAUAUAAUAAAGAAACUUGAAGACGGGGGUUCUUCCAAACAACUGGCAGUGAUUUAUGGCAUUGGUGAAACAACAGUUCGAGAUAUAAGAAAAAAUAAGGAAAAGAUUAUAACUUAUGCAAGCAGUUCUGAUUCCACGAGUCUUCUGGCCAAGAGGAAAUCGAUGAAGCCAUCCAUGUAUGAGGAACUAGACAAAGCAAUGCUGGAGUGGUUCAACCAGCAAAGAGCAAAAGGGAAUCCCAUAUCUGGACCAAUUUGUGCAAAAAGGGCAGAGUUUUUCUUUUAUGCUUUGGGAAUGGAUGGUGAUUUUAACCCCUCUGCUGGUUGGUUAACUCGUUUUAAGCAGCGGCACAGCAUCAGAGAGAUUAACAUUAGAAAUGAAAGAUUAAAUGGAGAUGAGACUGCGGUGGAAGAUUUUUGUAACAACUUUCGAGAUUUUAUUGAACGAGAGAAUUUGCAGCCUGAACAAAUCUACAAUGCAGAUGAAACUGGACUCUUUUGGAAGUGCCUACCUUCCAGGACUUCUGUAAUCAAAGGUAAAGGUGCCAUCUCAGGACAGAAAUCAAUUGAAGAAAGAGUCACCAUCAUGUGUUGUGCCAAUGCGACGGGUUUACACAAACUUAAACUUUGUGUUGUGGGGAAAGCAAAGAAGCCUCGCUCCUUCAAGUCGACUGAUACCUUAAAUCUGCCAGUCUCUUACUUCAGCCAAAAAGGUGCAUGGAUGGAUCUUUCCAUUUUCCGACAGUGGUUUGACAAGAUUUUUGUUCCACAAGUUCGAGAGUACUUAAGAUCCAAAGGAUUGCAGGAAAAGGCUGUGCUUUUGUUGGAUAAUUCACCAACACAUCCAAAUGAAAAUGUUUUGAGAUCAGACGAUGGCCAAAUAUUUGCUAAAUAUUUACCACCUAAUGUGGCGUCAUUGAUUCAGCCCUUAGAUCAGGGGGUCAUCUCAACAAUGAAGAGAAACUACCGUGCAGGCCUUCUCCAGAACAACUUGGAAGAAGGCAACGACCUGAAGUCGUUCUGGAAGAAGCUAACUCUGCUGGAUGCGCUUUAUGAAAUAGCAAUGGCAUGGAACUUAGUAAAACCAGUUAGCAUCAGCAGAGCGUGGAAGCAGAUUCUCCCUGUCAUAGAGGAGAAGGAAGGCUUGGACUUUGAUGAACAAGAUAUUUCUGUGGCUACUGUGGCCACCAUUUUACAACACACCAAAGGCUUGGAAAAUAUGACAACUGAGAACCUUGAAAAAUGGUUUGAAAUAGACAGUACUGAACCAGGCUAUGAAGUGUUAACUGACAGUGAAAUCAUCAGAAGAGCACAAGGCCAAACAGAAGAAUCUAGUGAAAAUGAGGAGGAGGAAAUAGAACUGAUCCCAGAGAAGCAUGUUAAUCAUACAGCUGCCCUCCAAUGGACUGAAAAUUUGUUGGAUUACCUAGAACAACAAGGUGAUAUGAUUCUACCUGAUAAACUGGUAAUACGUAAACUUCGAGCCACCAUCAGAAAUAAACAGAAGAUGACAAACUCAAGUCAGUAAUGGCAUUUCCAGGUUUAAUCAUUGUUUAGAUAAUUGUGUUUAUGACUUUAAAAUAUGGCAUAAUUUUCUUUGUACUCUGAAUUCUCACUGUCCUGUGAAAUACAGAUACAGAAAUGUACCAAGUGGUUUAAGGAUUAUGUGUUUUCAUCAUCUGUGUCUCAUCCCCUUGUGUAAAUAGUCAUAAAAUGAUUCUGUACAGAUAUAAGUUACAUGCACAUGUGUAUUCACUUUUGUAAGUCACCAGUUACCCUUCUGUAAUAAUGGCAUUCCCUAAAUUUUCUAACAGAAGUUAGAGGUAAGAGUGAACAGAUUGAGCACUUUCCCAAAAUCUUUUGCUUGAUUUGUGAAGGCUGCCACAGCUAAUUUUGUGCUAACCAUCUUAAAUGGUUGUCUAUUUUGUGUAUAUCGUAUAAGCUGACAGAAAGAACUAUGUUGUUAGAUUUCAGGAUGAUAUUUAAUAAUUUAAAAAAUGAAGUCUAGUAAUGAUGGGGAAACUUACCUAUGAAUUAUAAAAAUUGUUUAGGUUUCAUACAUCUGUUCUUUACUCUUGUAUGGGUAGCAAGAGGGGGACAUUAUUCUGGAAAUUAAGUAAAUGUAGGAAGUAAUUACUAAAUGAAAAAUUCACAUAACUCGUAUAUAAAAAUACUCUGAUCAUUUGUAGGAAACAGGAAUUUAGAAUGUGGGGAAAAUGGUUAUUUAUACAAAGGGAAUAAAUAGGCUUUAAACAAUUUGGUCUUUGUUUAUGAAUUGGGUACCAAUGUAGGCUUAUUAUUUAUUCAUUUAAUUAUAGUACAUAUUUUAUAAUGUUAUGUAUUAUAUGAGCUUCCACAUUGCUUAGAGGAACAACAUCACUGGAAUAUGAAAGUUAAUAAGCCAUUUUGUUUUUUGAACUGAGUGCUUGGAAAUGUAAUAUGUAAUUUGAAAACUUUUGUCAAACCUGGUUCAUUAAUAAUGAAGAAAGGGGUAAAGUUUUUAUUUUAUAUAAAUCAUAUUUGUAUCCUGUCUUCCAAAGAAAGCAUAAAUAACUGUGGAAAGUGUCAGACACUAAAGGGUGUUAUUGUUUAUUAUUUUGAUAAUUGUGAAAAGGGAUUAUUCUAAAAGUCAAGUCACAAUGUUAAUUUUUUUUCAGUAACUCAAGAGGUUUAUUUAAGACAUUAAAAGACUGAAUAUAUUAAUAUCAAUUUGUAAUUGAAAAGCAAAAUGUUUUCAUUUCAUGUAUUGACCCAAAGUUUCAAAAAAAUUUGGAAUUACUUUUAGUCAUUUUCAAAAAGUUUAUUUCAUGGAGAUACUUAACACUUUAUAGUGCCUUUCUUAGGAUUCUAAAACUUUAAAAAGGUUUUAGCAUUCCAUAAUUUCUGUUACGUUCAUGAAAUAUGUGUCUAGAAUUUUCAAAAGACUUGUGAUGAAAACAUUUAACAGUUGUAUUCAUUGCAUGAAUUGUCUCAGUGCACAGUGAGAAAACACAUCAGGAGUUAAUCAGGUAGUUACACAUUCUGCUAUAAGUUGUAUAUAAAAUAAUUUUUCUGAAGUAAAAAUAUGUACUAAAGAAGCUUUUCGAAAUUUGUGUCUGGAUCUGCCCACUGUUUUCAAAAUUCUUUUCAGUGAAAUUCAACUGUAUCAUUGCCACCUAGUGGUUAAAUUUACAUUACUGUGUGAUCUGAACUUUAGUAAAGGGUUCACUCUUU